UUCUAUAACCGGAAGUUUGUAUUUUUUUUUUAAUAUACGCUAGUAGUUCAUUUCUAGCUUGUUUUUUUUAAAAAAAUAUAUGUAUAUAUUUGAAUGGAUCUGUAGUCAUGUCGAGUGAUAAUAUCAUCGGACCUGCUUUACCACCGGGGUUACGAGCGAGUAGAAGCGACGAGUCAGAUGAAGACGACACGGUCAUAGGUCCGGCUCUUCCACCGCUUUAUAAACGCACAGAGUCGUCCAGUUCAUCUAGUGACCAGGAACAGGUCGUGUUCAAGAGAGCCAAAUACUCAGGAUCAGGAGACAGGACGGGAGAAGCAGCUGGGAGCUGUGGUGGUGAGGAUGAGGAUGGGUUUUUUGGUCCAGCUCUGCCUCCAGGAUACCAGAAGCAAGACAGUUCUCCUGAAAGACUGCCGUUGCUUGGACCCGCGCUGCCUCCAGGCUUUAAAAGGCAGCAGCAUGAGGAUGAGGAUGAGGAAGAUGGUGAAGGAAGAGGGAUUCUAGGACCGGCGCUUCCUCCAGGAUACAAACCGGAGUCUUCCAGCAGCGAGGAAGAGGACGGGGACAUGUUCGGGCCCAUGCCAUGCAAAGGGGAAGUUCAGAGCUCAGUGGCACUGGAUUUUGAACGAAGAGCGAACAGGAUGAAGGACAGAUUACUGGGUCGAGAGGAUGAACCUGAGAAGCCUCAGAGGGAGAGCUGGAUGAUGGAGCUGCCUCCUGAGCUGCAGCACGUCGGACUGGAGGCACGGACCUUUAAGAAGAGAUCGGGACCCGAGAAUAAAGACCGCUCCAUCUGGACCGACACGCCCGCCGACCGGGAGCGCAAAGCUAGGGAACGACAAGAGGCGAAAGAGAGAGGAGUGACGUCCAAAGACGACGGUCCUCGUCUCUCCAAGAAAGACCUGGACAUGGCAGAAAAGGUGUCCAAGUAUAACGAGUCCAAGCGAGGCGAGUCUCUCCUGAGCAUGCACACCAAGAAGAUAAAGAGUAAAGCCGAGGAGGACUCCAAGAAGCCGGUGGAAAGGAGGCCCUUCGACCGAGACAACGACCUGCAGGUCAACCGCUUCGACGAGGCGCAGAAGAAAGCCCUGCUGAAGAAGAGUCAAGAGCUCAACACUCGCUUCUCACACAGCAAAGAUCGAAUGUUCCUCUGAGAACAAAAUAUCAGCCAAGCGUCCAGCUAAUCGCUUUACUCAAAGACUCCAUGAAUGGUGCGGAUCUUUUUUUUUUUUUUUUACCCUAUAAUAUCACAUGAAAUGCUACAGAUACAAAAAUUCUACACACUGCCAAAAGAUGGAUCAUGCCGGAGACUUCUGUUAAGAUUUCUGGCCCGGAAGAUUAGCUCCGCCCCCCUAAUCCUUUUCCUAGAAAGAAGGCAACACAUGGAAUACAUUGUUGGAACAGAGUAUAGGGUUAGAAAAAGAUGCAAAGGGCUUGUUCAGUGUCUUCAUUUGAAUCGCAGUUUUGUGGGCUGUAAAAGUUACAGAAGGCUCCUUUAAGGACAAGUAGUGGAAAUUUGAGCACAACUCUUGAGUAUGUUUGAGCAAAUCAACCAAAAAUGAUGAUAACUGAACCAUAAGUUGUGUAAGCUUGUCUGACUGGUGUCGAGGGAUAUAUAUAUAUCCUGUCUAUCAUCAUUCUGUACAUCAGCAGGGUUUAAAACAUUGAAAAAUAAUCUCUGAUAUUGUACAGGAAUCUUUACUCUGGUUGUUUUUGUUUUUUUUCUACAAGUGAAUGUGAUGUCAAAUAUAUAUUUGUGUGUGUGUUUUUUCCUGUGCUAUAUUUUUGAUUAAACAUUUCACAGAUUA
Molecule: messenger RNA, 1805 nt
Organism: Hemibagrus wyckioides
Lineage: Eukaryota; Metazoa; Chordata; Actinopteri; Siluriformes; Bagridae
Gene: gpalpp1
Product: GPALPP motifs containing 1
Exons: 7
Coding region: 108-1151 (347 amino acids)
Source: RefSeq, a predicted model, not a curated record